UGCUCUUGCCCUUUCGUUGACUAGCCGUCUGGUGCCUCCGCUCGCUUCAGCAUGGCGUACUACGACCGCCGCGGCGACUCGUACGGCCGCUCAGACCGUUCCUACGACUACCGCGGUCCUCCAGGCGGCUACGACAGCCGGGGAGGGUCCUAUGGGGGGUCCGGUUCGCGAGGGUUCGGUGGCGGGAGCUACGGCGCCAAGGAGAGCUUUGGCGGGAACCUCCAGGCCGUCAACUGGGGCAGCAUUGAGGUCGUCCCUUUCGAGAAGAACUUCUACAUGGAGCACCCCGCUGUGCAGGCCAUGACUGACGAGGAGGCCGACGCCGUCCGCCGCAACAACCAGAUCACCAUCAUGGCGGGCCGCAGCGUCCCCAAGCCGGUGCGCAACUUCGAGGAGGCCUCCUUCCCCGACUACAUCCUCGACGCCGUCACCCAGGCGGGCUUCAAGUCCCCCACACCCAUCCAGAUGCAGGGCUGGCCCGUCGCCCUCUCCGGCCGAGACAUGAUCGGCAUCGCCGAGACCGGCAGCGGCAAGACGCUCGCCUUCCUCUUCCCGGCCGUCGUGCACAUCAACGCACAGGCGCACUUGAGGCCCGGCGACGGGCCGAUCGUCCUGGUGCUGGCUCCGACGCGCGAGUUGGCGGUGCAGAUCAAGCAGGAGUGCGACCGGUUCGGGCGGUCGUCGCACAUCAAGAACACCUGUGUGUACGGCGGGGCCCCCAAGGGUCCGCAGGCGAGGGAUCUGAGGGAGGGGGUCGAGAUUUGCAUCGCCACGCCCGGCCGCAUGAUAGACUUCCUCGAGGUGAGUGAGAGAGGGAAACAAACAGAGUGGGUGGUGCGUGCGGCGGCAACAUCAUCUUCGUGUGCCUCGUGUGCCUCGUGUGUGUGUGUGUGUGUGUGAUAGAGCGGCACGACCAACCUGCGCCGCGUGACGUAUCUAGCCCUAGACGAAGCUGAUCGGUACACACACAUGAGACGACAGCUGCCUGCCUGCCUGCCUGUUGUGUGAGGGUGUGUGUAUGACCUUCUCUGUGUGUGGUGUGUGUGUCGAUGUCAGUAUGUUGGAUAUGGGUUUCGAGCCUCAGAUUCGCAAGAUCGUGUCGCAGAUCCGCCCCGACAGGCAGACACUCAUGUGGUCCGCCACGUGGCCGAAGGAGGUAGGUACAUACCACAACACAGCCACAGUAGUGGAGAGGAGCCAUGUAGAGGUGCCGACCAUCCCAUCGCUGUGUGUGUGUGGCAUGUGUGUGUCAGGUUCAGGCGUUGGCCCGCGACCUCUGCAAGGAGGAGCCGGUGCACAUCAACAUCGGUACGGAUGGGGUCAUUCAUGAUGAGAUGAGGGAUCUCUUCUCAUUGGACCGUCUGUGGCUGUGUGUGUGUUCAGGUUCGUUGGAGUUGCGAGCGUGCCACAACAUCAACCAGUAUGUCGAGAUCCUGCAGGUGACUUACUUGCUUAAUGAACCACACUUUACCACGUACAGACAGACCCACACCCAUGCACUGCACAGACAUUACUUACGUCAAGUCACUCACAGCCAGGGAGAGACAGCGAGGGGGCGAGAGAGGCAGAGAGAGGGAUAGCUGUGUUCUAGCUAGACACACGCAUCCAUCCAUCCAGCAGCAGCAUCAGACAGCCAGCCACCAGCACACUAAGUGGACAUAGCUAACAUACACCCACCUAGUCAGUCCCCGCCCCAUUUUUGCCGUCCGUCCGUCAGCCCCUCCCCUCCCCUCCCCUCCCCUCCCCUCCCCCCCUGCCUGGUGCCUUUUCCUUCGCUGUGCCUGCCCCUUGCUCUCUCUCUGUGUCUGUGUGGUGUGGUGUGUCUGGCUGCUGGUUGUUCGUUUCCUGCAGGGAGGUUCAUUCACAGGCUACGGAGCGAGGCCACCACCAAGGGCGGGGCGGUUGGAGGACGAAACCAAGAGGCACUUCAAGCCGCUCGUCAAUUGAUGACGGGCGGAGCACUGCCUGCACUGCCUGCACUGCACGAUCCGCAAUGCGAUCGUGUAUGUGUGUGUGCUCGUGCGGCGCUGCUGCCGCCACACAGACGAUGCACCUGACUGACCUGGUCGAUUUGGUCAGUCAGAGUGUCUGUUGGUCGGCAUGUCGGUCGGUUGAUGUGCCUGCCUUGUUCCUUCCGCCCGCCGGUGAUUCUCGCUCCCGCAGCCGAGUAGCCUGUGAGGACCUCUCUGUGGACGGACCGAUGGACAGAGUGAAGUGACUGAGUGCAGUGUGUGAUAAUAGUGAGUGGCGGAUGGCUGGGAGGGUGGGUGCGUGAUUGGAUUAGCUGAGGUAGUCCUCUCUCUUUUGUGUCGGUAGCUGUAGCUAGCUAGUCGUAGGUAGAGAGAAAGGGCUCGCAGGCACUGCAAGCAAAGCAAUGAGAGAGGACGUUUGUGUGUCUAAGUCGAGUCGCCUUUAAGUGCCGUUUGUCGUUCGUUGAUUGGUCCGUUGGUUCGUUCGUCUGUCCAUCCAUCCAUCGGUCGCUGCACGGCUGUCUUACCGGUCCCUGCCUCUGCCUGUGCCUCUCUGCGUCUAUGUGUGUAGGAGAGCCAGAAGUGGAGCCGCACUCAGGAGUUGCUAACGACACGUAUGAACAACGGCCGCAUCCUCAUCUUCACCGACACCAAGAAAGGUCACAGGGAGAGGGAGAGGGAGAGGGAGGGAGGGAGGAAGGGAGAGAGAGAGAGAAGGAAGCCUGUGUUGUUUGUGUACAUCUAUCUCAUCUGUGUGUCUGGUGUGGGGUCCGGUGCGGGUGUGUGUGUCCUGGGGUACUGCCUGCCUGCAGGUGCGGACAACCUGACCAAGAACCUGCGGCUGAACGGCUUCCCGGCCCUCUGCAUCCACGGCGACAAACGGCAGGAGGAACGAGACUAUGUAAGCCAAGCAGCCCUCCCCCCACCACACCACACACACCACACACACCACACGCCCUCCGCCCAUCACACACAUCGAUUCACACGCAUACGUCACAUGUGUGUAUGGCUGUGUGUGUGUGUAUAUUGCUGUAUUGCUGGGUGCAGGUGUUGCGUGAGUUCAAGACGGGCACCAACCCCAUCAUGGUGGCGACCGACGUGGCCUCGCGCGGUCUGGACGUCAAGGACGUGCGCUACGUCAUCAACUACGACUUCCCCAACCAGAUAGAGGACUACGUCCAUCGCAUUGGCCGCACCGGCAGGGCGGGGGCCCACGGUGUGUAUGCUGCAUACCAGACAGGCGGAGAGACAGAGGGAGAGAGCACUGAGAGAGGAGAGGUGUGUUCGCAUGUAUCGUCGUUUGCGUGGUGUGUGUCAGGUUCGGCGUACUCCUACUUCACGAGUGACAAGUUCCGCAUGUCCAGGGAUCUGAUCAAGGUCACCUCCCCGACACACAGACAUCCACCCACCAUACCAUCUUUGUGCCUUCUGUGCGUCGUGUGUGUGUGUAUGCAGGUCUUGGAGGAGGCCAACCAGCCGGUUCCACAGGAGCUCAGGCGACUCCAAGGCGCACAAGGUGCGUACUCGCUCCCUACUCACACACAACACACAGACGAGACGCAUUUCUGUAUUAUUCCAUCGGUCGGUUCGUGUGAUGUGGUGUGGUGUGUGCACUGGCUGCAGGUGGUGCGGGCGGUGGCGGCCGUCGGUGGGGCGGUGGCGGCCGACCUGGCGGUGGCGGCGGAUACUCAGGAGCUCACUUCGAGACGGGUAGGGUACAGACAGACAGACACAUGGACACACGAAGGAUAACGGACACGACACGACAUUUCAUGUGCAUUUCCGUCUGUGUGUAUGGUGUGUGUGUGAUGGAUCCAUCCAUCUGCCAGGUGCUAACACAAUCCCCGUCGGCAGCCGUCCCUGGGGCAGUGGCGGCGGGAGCGGGAGCGGGGCCAUGAACGGCUACGCUCCAUACUGACUGACCAACCUGACUACCUUCCUACCGACCGCCCAAGAACCAUGUCGCCAUGCAUGUGAUGUGCUCGGAUGGAUGGAUGGUUGGUUGGACGGAUGGCUGUGUGUGUGUGUGUGCGAGUGAGGGUC
Vitrella brassicaformis is the source of this 4013-nucleotide messenger RNA. The record is from the annotation of a GenBank genome assembly. NCBI's taxonomy places the organism in Eukaryota, Vitrellaceae.